UCAGUCUCGUGUUAAGGUUACUGCCAGUCUCACCAAUGUAGGAAGCCUGACAGUUGGAGCAUUUGAUCUUGAUCGGAUGAUCGCACUAUAUGAACUACUGAUACUCCUGGGUUCAAACCAUUUACUAUGUAUCAUUCACUUCCUCUUACAAGCAAUGGGAUGUAGACAAAAUGAAGCCCAUCAUUUCUGUACAUGUCCAGAAUUUGUUUCAAUGUUGUCAAGUAAAACACAUUUAGCUAAGACAUGGUAAGAAUCCAUCCCCCUUGAACAUACGAUAAGGCAUCUCUUGCUUUUUUGACCAGUAUUGUUCAAUUGAUGCCCCCAUACUCGCAGUUAAUAUCGUCAUGUAGUUAACAAACAGCUCCAGUACAUGUAAGUUCAGCAGUUCGAAUGCAUUCACAGCUGCUCAAAAUGACUGCAUAGUACAAGUACAGGUAUACGAUUUACAUGAUGACAGUAUGGUCCAAUUACUGACACUCAUUUGGGUAAAGAAGGUGAGUGCUUGCAAAAGUGAAUACAUGCAAUCCACACUGAACACGAGUCAAGCCAGGAUAAUUUAAUGGUUUGCGUGAGCAAAACAAAUCUUGUAUCGCCGAAGAAAUUUUCUCAUGAAGAUCUAAGUGGAAUAACAAGAGUACACAAUUCUUGAGGGCGGUGCGGGAAGAAAGAUAAUAUAACAAAAAUGAGGCAAAGCAAUUUAGAAAUGGAAAAUAACUUACCUGGAAAACUGCAACCAACUCAUGAUGACACGCUGUGGAAAAAUAUUACAUGUACUCAAAACAGCAAUGGCCACUGUAUCAAGCACUCACGUCAUAUAAGCCUACUCAAUUCCUCCCAGAAGACCACGCAAUAUGCAACACAUAGACAAAUAAAUUCUGCCGACGGUAGCAUAGUGGAGGCUGAAGCCCCCACAAAAAGGAAAGCCUUGUUAGUUUUUUUUUCACUAUCCUUCCACUCUGCUUUCUAGGGCGAUUAAAAAAGGAAAUCAAAAACCAGACCAAACCAAUUCACAUCCAUAUAUAAAUUACCUGACAAUUAUGCAUUGUAUUAACACCAUUUACUUUCAAGUAUUUAAGAAGACAGAGAAGCACGAUCUCUUCUACAGUCACAAGUAGGAAAGUUUGUUAAUUACAUAUUUACAGAUUUUAGGAAUUUUCAAUGUUAUUAUUUCUAUUGAAACCUGAUAUGUCAUAGAGUGAAAAAUUUUAAAGAAGCUUUGUGAGCAUCGACACUUGGGAUUGACCAACUUGACUACUUCCCUUGGGAUGAUGCUCUGCGUGAGCAUCGACAUGUGGGAUUGACUUACUUGACUGCUUCCCUUGAGACAAUGCUCUUCGUGUGCAUUGACACUUGGGAUUGACCAACUUGACUGCUUCCCUUAGGACGAUGCUCUUCGUAAGCAUCGACACUUGGGAUUGACCAACACUUGGGUUUGACCAACUUGACUGCUUCCCUUGGGACGAUACCCUAGGGACGAUGUUGAUUACCUGUUAUUGACACAUUGCAUGGCUUGCAAUGAUAAUGACACUAAUGGUAACAGUAACAGUAACAUUAAUGCAGGUGUUUAGUUAAUUCAAUUGACAGUGGCAGUUUAUUUUGGUGUCAACUAAAUGUUGACAGCACACAGCAUGAAUUUAAAUGUCAGUCAUGAAGGGUGAUGUGCUACUGAAAAAUGAAAACCAUGUGUAACUUACUUAAAUAAUGGUUACAACAAAUUGCAUUCCAUUAUUGAAAGAUAGUUACACAAGUCAUUUGAGCAACACAUUUCCCUUCCCUUAUUUUACUUGCAGGUCUCAUUCAGAGGAAACUGCCCUCCAAAUAAUGAUGAUGACCUUUGUGAUACAAUAGUUGGUAAGGAAAAAACUCAAUUUUUUGUCCUAUUACAAGAGAGGCUCAUUUACAGAAUAUCACAUGGUAAAGCCUGUAUACAAGCCUAGUUGGCCAUCAGGCAGAAGCUUAUAUCCAUUUUUUGAAACAUGAAGUAACUAGGUGUAUUUCUGCUCCUCCCUAGAUGGGAUGCCAGUUCAUUGCAGGGUUUUUUAUUAAUUUUGCCAGUACCCAUUUAUGCACCUGGGUGGAGAGAGGCAAUGUUUUAGGAAAGUGUCCUACUGAAAAACACAACACAGUGACCCAGCCGGCACCUUGAACUUGGAUCACUCAUUCUUGAGUCCGAUGCACUAACUACUAAGUCACCGCUUUGUAUGAUAAUUAUAAUUAAAUCAAAGCCUAGGCUAUACAGAAGGCUAGAGUUUAGCCAACAAAAAUUCAACAAAAAUGUAAGCAAUACCCCAGCAUGGGUCAAAGAUCUAUAAUUGGCCGACCAAAAACAAAAAAAUUCAAGCACAUCAUCAAUCUCAUUCAACUCAUUGUAAUAAGGAAAAUUGACAGUGUUAAUAAUAUAAGGAAUUGAAACAACAACAAAAGCCCUCUGAGAGGACAUGUGGUUACUGGAUAACCACAAUGGUACAAGAAAGAGUUGCAGAGUUUUAGUUUUAUUGCAAGGAAAAGAAAAAAGGACAAGAGAAAAGGGCAAAAAAAAUCAAUGUAGUAACAGCAAUGAAUUAAUAAUUCACUUCAACAAAUUGAUGCCAACGUUUUAUCUAGGUAUCUGGCUUCUUACUGUUGAUAAGUUGCAUCAUACAAUUGUGGCUGUGGAUCCAUGAGGUAUAGCCAAAUGAAUCUGACAACUACUUUGACAAUGUUAUGAUGAAAUAUAUUUUGGAACAGGACAGACGUUCAAAGAGCUGGUGUCAGUGUUUUUUACAGUAACAUAAAGGUUUACAAGCCUAGACUUCAGACAAGGGCUAGGACUGUUUAUUAUCCUUGAAAUAUUUUUUGCAACACGUGAGACUUACCAGUCUGUCAUAUGUAAAUCAGGAAAAUUAUGAAUACUCCUAAAUGAAAUGGUUCAAAAACCUUUGACUUUCAUAUGUUUUUUGACACGUUUUUAAUUGAAGGACUGUUGAACAGGGUAAAACUUGGUUGAAUCCAAGUGACAAAGUCACAACAAGCUUCUGUUGAACAUUGAUUCUAAUUAGAAGAAACAUUUAUGAGCAGGUUACCGUCAAAGACAUUUUACAGCGUAUGAAGUGGAUUUUUUCACAUUUGAACAUCAACCAACAGGUUUAUUUCUUCUUCUGUCACAAAGAUAACCGUUCUUCCAUCUUGACACUAAAUUUUUGAGGCCUUGAAGAUUCGGAAAUUGGGAAUAUGGCUUGGGGAAUAUUGCUUAGUGAAUAUCCUCGAAUAAGUGGACCAAUCACGUGCGAGCCAAAAUAUUUGAGGAUUAUAAGUCAGAUUAUUCGCUCUUGAUUGUAUGCGUGAUUUGUACACGUGAUUAAGGCAAAAAUAACAUUAGCACUGAUUUUGAAUUUUGCUGGAAGUCAGUAUUUUUCUUGUGACCUAGGGUAUAAGUGCGCAUUAAUAAAUGCAUUUAUUACGUGUAGAAGAGGAUUUGAAGCUCUGUUGGAUAUUACUUCCAUUUUUAAGGGGAGGCUUGAUAGUCGAAAAAUCGCAAAAUUUUCUUAUUUUAGAAAUAUAUUUUUUUGCCAUCUACAAACAUUCUAGUCUCACAAAAAUAAUCUUUUUUAUCCAUUUUAUUAUGAUUUCCCUGGUUUUUUAAGCCUUAUCUGAAACUGUUUCUUUGGUUGCUAUGGAAACCCCAAUUGUUUACGCGUCUGUUUUCGGCGAAAUCCCUCGAUUGCCAGCUGUUGUUUUGCCGAAAAAUUGCUGUUUGAGGGACCUUAGUAAAUUCCGAAGCCUGGUAACUAGUUUAGAGCUGAUAGAGGAUAUUUUAGUGCAACUACAUGAUAUACUUAGCGUUGGAACGUAGCGUGGUUGGAGUUUGCGAUUGUUUUCGAAAUUUACCUCGAGAUUUGUAGUGAAUUAUGCCUCCAAAAAGAAAGUUAAGAAACGUCAGACGGAAGAAAAGGAAGUUUACGGGAAACAAGUACACAAGAGAAGCGAAUUUGAAGGAUAAUCCGACCGAGAAUGAGCAGGAAUCUAUGGAACAAAGCGAAGAGUCUGACAAUGGAGAUGUCACUCGUGCGAAAGAAACCAAGCGACAAUCUUCAGAUCGAGCCGAAGUUAGGUCGCUGCCUGCUUCUAUAAGAAAGCUAGAUGAGGAUUCUGGCGAUUCUCAAGAAAGCUCAAACGAGUGGGAGCCAGAUGAACCAGAAGGUUUUCGGUUUAUUGACAUCGCUGUUCUCGUUGAAGUCUUCCGUUCUCUUUGGUGCCCGCUUUGCAGGUAUAGUCGCAUAGUUUUUGAAGAAGAUCAGAAUUCCAAGAAGGGUUUUGCGACUCUUCUUCUCCUAAAGUGUGCUUCUUCAAAGUGCAAGUACUCGAGCAGUUUUUAUUCUUCUAGUAAAGUGGACGGAGGUCAAGCUUUUGAGGUGAACAGGAGAGUUGUUUUGGCAUCAAGAAACAUUGGAGUUGGGCACCAAGGCCUGGCAAAAUUUGCUGGUGUCAUGAACAUGUUGCCACCCAUGAAUGAAAAUUCCUAUAGGGAUCAUGUUUCUGCUGUUUGCAAUGCUGCACAGACUGUAGCCACGAAAAGCAUGACAGAUGCUGCUGAAGAAGCAAAACAAUUUUAUGAGCCAGAAACGGAUGGGAUUUUUAAUAUUGGAGUGUCUGGAGAUGGGACCUGGAGGAGACGUGGCUACUCAUCGGCAUAUGGGGUUGUUGCAGCCUUAUCAACAGUGACUGGGAAAGCGCUUGAUGUGGAAGUGAUGUCAAAGGAGUGCAGAGAAUGCAUGGGAUGGAGAGCAAAGGAAGGAACUGUUGAGUUUCGAGAGUGGUGGGAAGGACAUCAACACCGUUGCCAAGCGAAUCACUAUGGUUCCUCAGGGUCAAUGGAUGCUACUGGCAUGCUUUCAAUUUUCCAACGUUCUGUGGAAAAUUAUUCUGUGCGCUACACUGAAUUUCUCGGGGAUGGAGACAGCAAAGCUCACAAACUAAUUGUGGAACAAGCUGUUUAUGGAGAUGUUGAGGUAAAAAAGCUUGAAUGUGUGGGCCAUGUCCAGAAGCGAUUAGGUUCAAGACUUCGUUCACUGAAAAAGCGAGCAGGGCGCCUUGAGGAUGGAAAGACUCGUGGUGGCACUGGACGGCUGUCAGAAUCACGUAUAAAAAAACUCCAAGUUUACUAUGGAAAUGCUUUAAGAGAUAACACCCAUAACUUAGAAGUCAUGCAGAAUGCUGUGAUGGCAAUCUGGCAUCACAGUCAGUCAACGGAUGAGAGUCCAGAUCAUGACCUGUGUCCAGAUGAGAAAACUCUUGGUGCGGAUUUCAGAGAGACAUUGCUAAAGGAACUUCUGAUUUUAAGCAUGAGCACCCACUUCCAAAGGCUGUAGCAAAUGUUAUUUUGCCCACAUUUGAAGCCUUGUCCGAUGAAGAUCUUCUUGCACGCUGUCUUCAUGGGGGCACUCAGAACCAAAAUGAGGCCAUCAAUGCCCUCAUCUGGCAGUGGGCAACUAAAGAAACUCACUCUGGUUUAGCAGUGGUGGAGCUUGCAACAUUUCUUGCUGUGUCUCACUUCAAUGAUGGUGCAAGCUCCAUUAACUCAGUCCUACAAGAGCUUGGAAUUGAGCCAGGAGCACACUGUACGCGGGCGUGCAAAAAACUUGAUUACAACCGGAUUCGGCAUUCACGGCGGAAGAGCACAGAAGGUGGAAAAAGAAGGCGGAAACAGCUUCGCAACUUCAAGAAAGGAUACAUAGAUCACUUGGAUGCCUUGGAGGGUGUGCACUAUGAAGCUGGUGCCUUUUAAGGCUACCCAAGAUACUUAACUCCUUCCAGAAAGACUCUGGUCCACUUUAUUUGCAUUUUUCUCAUUUUCCCGAUUUCUGAGGAUUUUAAACCUUGUGUCAGUGAUAUCUCAAGAAAUAUUCUAGAUAUGGCAAUGAAAUUUUCACAGAUUUUUACUCACUAAUAGAACUGUGCAAUGACCUAUUUGUAUGAUGUUUUUUAACCUGAGUAAUUGCAUUUUAUAUGAAAGGACCUUGAACACUUUUAUUGUCUCCUUUGAAAAGGGACAGUUCAUGACUGUAUUGGAGUAUGUACCUGAAAAUAGGUCAUGGCACAGCUGUAAACAGGUACUACAAGCCUGCAAAAUUAGCCUAAUAGUCUUCACACUUAAUUAAAAAUUUUAUAUCAUAAAGG
This is a messenger RNA of Orbicella faveolata, 6156 nucleotides long. RefSeq lists its product as uncharacterized. The record is from RefSeq and is a predicted model, not a curated record. NCBI's taxonomy places the organism in Eukaryota, Metazoa, Cnidaria, Anthozoa, Scleractinia, Merulinidae.